Molecule: messenger RNA, 2454 nt
Organism: Pimephales promelas (fathead minnow)
Lineage: Eukaryota; Metazoa; Chordata; Actinopteri; Cypriniformes; Leuciscidae
Source: RefSeq, a predicted model, not a curated record
UGUGAGGAUGAAGAGCAAGAGCUGGAAACAAACAUCAGUGAAGAAUGAAGGGUUUAGUGUGUUUACUGCUGCUGUUGGAAACCUUUGUGUGUGUCGUACAGCAUCAGGUAGAUGGAGGACUCAAUGAGAAUGAGAUCAGUCAACAGCUCAGGUCUGAGGACGGAGGACAGAAUCCACCUCAAACAGACACUUUGAGAGAUGAAGCUUCAACUGACAGCCAAAAAAACUACCAUCUGUGCUUCACUGACAUCCAUGCAGCGCUGAGAGAACUGACCGCUACAGUUACAGAGCAGAAAACAAACAUCAGAGAACUGACCGCCACAGUUACAGAGCAGAAAACCAACAUCAGAGAACUGACCGCCACAGUUACAGAGCAGAAAACAAACAUCAGAGAACUGACCGCCUCAGUUACAGAGCAGAAAACCAACAUCAGAGAACUGACCGCCACAGUUACAGAGCAGAAAACAAACAUCAGAGAACUGACCGCCACAGUUACAGAGCAGAAAACCAACAUCAGAGAACUGACCGCCACAGUUACAGAGCAGAAAACAAACAUCAGAGAACUGACCGCCUCAGUUACAGAGCAGAAAACCAACAUCAGAGAACUGACCGCCACAGUUACAGAGCAGAAAACAAACAUCAGAGAACUGACCGCCACAGUUACAGAGCAGAAAACAAACAUCAGAGAACUGACCGCCACAGUUACAGAGCAGAAAACCAACAUCAGAGAACUGACCACCACAGUUACAGAGCAGAAAACAAACAUCAGAGAACUGACCGCCACAGUUACAGAGCAGAAAACCAUCAUCAGAGAACUGACCACCACAGUUACAGAGCAGAAAACAAACAUCAGAGAACUGACCGCCUCAGUUACAGAGCAGAAAACCAACAUCAGAGAACUGACCGCCACAGUUACAGAGCAGAAAACAAACAUCAGAGAACUGACCGCCACAGUUACAGAGCAGAAAACCAACAUCAGAGAACUGACCGCCACAGUUACAGAGCAGAAAACAAACAUCAGAGAACUGACCGCCACAGUUACAGAGCAGAAAACAAACAUCAGAGAACUGACCGCCACAGUUACAGAGCAGAAAACAAACAUCAGAGAACUGACCACCACAGUUACAGAGCAGAAAACAAACAUCAGAGAACUGACCGCCACAGUUACAGAGCAGAAAACCAUCAUCAGAGAACUGACCACCACAGUUACAGAGCAGAAAACAAACAUCAGAGAACUGACCACCACAGUUAUAGAGCAGAAAACCAACAUCAGAGAACUGACCGCCACAGUUACAGAGCAGAAAACAAACAUCAGAGAACUGACCGCCACAGUUACAGAGCAGAAAACUAACAUCAGAGAACUGACCGCCACAGUUAUAGAGCAGAAAACCAACAUCAGAGAACUGACCGCCACAGUUACAGAGCAGAAAACAAACAUCAGAGAACUGACCGCCACAGUUACAGAGCAGAAAACAAACAUCAGAAAACUGACCACCACAGUUACAGAGCAGAAAACAAACAUCAGAGCUUUAGAGACGAGACUGAGUGAAAAACAGACGUUUAUCCUGGAAGAGAUGAACAAGAAAAAUUAUGUUAUUCUAGAAGAAUUGAACAAGAAAAAUUAUGAAAUAUCAAAUCUUACUCUGGGUCAAGUGGAGUUGAGAAAGGAAAAUAGAGACAGAGAAAUAGCUUUUUCAGCUUCACUGGUGCAAUCUGGCGGUGGAGAUAUUGGUCCUUUUGCCAAUGAAAUCACACUAACCUACAGGAACGUCUUCACAAAUAUAGGGAACGCCUACAACCCAAUCACAGGUAUUUUCACAGCCCCGCUGAAAGGAGCGUACAUGUUCAGAUUCUCUAUAUAUGGUCAUGGCCCAACUGCAACAACUGCAGGCAUUGUUAAGAAUGGACAACAUGUGGUUAUAGCAGAUGCUUAUCAGCCUCAGGAUGGUUUAAACUCCUCUAAUGGAGUUGUGUUGAUCCUGGAGGUUGGAGAUGUUGUCUAUGUGAGACUUUGGUCUGGCAGGUGGAUAUAUGAUACUCAGAAUAACCACAGCACUUUCAGUGGUUUCCUACUGUUCCCCUUAAAAUAACAGGAGCUUUGCAGAAUGUGAUUCAAAUAAUACUGAACCUUCAGCGUAUGAUUUAAGAUGGAAAUCAUAAAGAAUAAUUAACAUGAUUAAGCAAUAUUAAUGAGGACUAAUAUGUUUGAAAUUUGCAAUAGAUUACUGUAUAAUAGUCUGAGCUGUCCAUACAUGUAACUUUGUAUAAAGAGUUUCAGCACUGAGACAGACCCAUGAAUAUCACGUGACUCAAAAGUGUUUUGUUAAAGCAGUAAAUCCAAUAAUGUUAAAUAAUAUCUUUAUUACUAAAAGUAUAGUUUGUUGCUGAUCCUUAAACUGUAUCUCUUCACCCUAAAUAAGAGAAUAAAGAGACUAUUUUUUCUUUAAGAAUAAA